GUGCGCAUGCUCUGUGCGGCUCACGCUGGUGCCCUCGCUGUGUAUUGCCGGGGAGAUGGCGGAGCAGGUCCGGGGUCUGUGCGAGCGCCUGGUGCAGGCGGUGACCGUCAUCAUGGAGCCCAGCUCGGCCCACGAGCACAGGCUGGAGGCGCUGCGGUUCUGUGAGGACUUCAAGGAGAAGUGCCCGGUGUGUGUGCCCUGCGGGCUGCAGCUGGCGGAGAGGUCGCACCCCCCGGUUGUCCGACACUUCGGCCUGCAGGUUCUGGAGCACGUGGUGAAGUUCCGGUGGAAUGACAUGGAGCGGGAGGAGAAGGUGAUCCUGAAGGACAGUGUGAUGGGACUGAUGGCCGCUGGGGUCCGUCCCAUCAUGGAGGAGGAAGGACACAUCAAGGAUGUGCUGGCUCGGAUCGUGGUGGAGAUGAUAAAGCGGGAAUGGCCUCAGCACUGGCCCGACAUGCUGACGGAGCUGGAGGGUCUCAUCAAGAACGGGGAGGUGCAGACGGAGCUGGUGAUGUUCAUCCUGCUGCGGCUGGCCGAGGACGUGGUCACCUUCCAGACUCUGCCCGCUCAGCGCCGCAGAGACAUCCAGACCACCAUGACCCAGAACAUGGAGAAGCUCUUCGCCUUCAUGCUGAGCAUUCUGGGGGACAGCGUGCAUCAGUACCAGCAGCUGAAGAGUGAAGCGUCUCAGAAGGACAAGUGCCAGGGACUGUGCCGCGUGGCGCUGGCGGCUCUGAACACUCUGGCCGGAUACAUAGACUGGGUGUCCACCGGCCACAUCACUGCCCAUGACUGCAAACUGCUGCAGAUGCUGUGUCUCCUGCUGGAGGAGGAGGAGCUGCAGGUGGAGGCGGCCGAGUGUCUGCUCAUCGCAGUCAGCAGGAAGGGGAAGAUGGAAGAUCGGGUUCCUCUUCUCGUGCUCUUCGGGGACAAUCCCAUGCACUGUAUCAUGACAGCGGCUCAGAAGGCGCACAGUGAGGGUCUGCAGGAGAAGUGCUAUGUCUUUCUGAAGCGGCUGUGUCAGGUGCUGUGCGCUUUGAGCAGCCAGUUGUGCGCUCUGACUGUGUCCUCGGACGUCAGCGUGGGGGUCCCGGAGACGUUUGGUAAAUUCCUGAGCUCAUUGCGGGAGUUUACGGUGCACCCCAGUCAGUUUCUCAGGUCAAGCACUCUGAUGACAUGGGGCGCCCUCUUCAGACAUGAGGUCCUCUCAAAGGACGCGGCUCUGAAGGCAAUGGUCCCGGAGUUCCUGAGGAUCUGUACGAGUAAUCUGGUGAAGGUGGGUUACCCUUCCAAGAAUGACAGCCCCAGCUGCGAAUACUCCCGUCUGGACUGCGACAGCGAUGAAGACUUCAACACCUUCUUCAACUAUUUCAAGGCCUUGAUGGGCGAUGUGAUGCGGGCCGCCUGCCGCGUGGACCCCCUGACCAGUUUCCGCCUGGCGGAUGAAUGGCUGCGGUUCCAGCUGAAGGCUCCAGUGGACCCAGGGUUGAAUUGCUCUAAAGCAGGGGAUGGGCUGUGCAGCCUGCUGUCCCCCUCCUUCAUACAGUGGGACGCCAUGACCUUCUUCUGCGAGUGUGUGAUCACCCAGGUGCUCCGACUGCUGCCCAAAGAGAAGCUGCCGGUGUCUCAGGGCAUUGACCUCCUCCAGCAGGUGCUUUGCUACGAGACCGGGGACCCCCUGAUCCUGUCCUGCGACCUCACCCUGCUGUCCGUGCUCUUUCCCUUCAUGCGCUACAUGAAUGGCUCAAUGCCGGCACUGUUCUCCAAGCUCUUCUCGGUGGUGACCUUUGACCUGUGUAAUAAGGGACCCCGGAGUCGUGCAGUGAAGAACGUGCGCCGUCACGCCUGCUCCUCCCUUAUAAAGAUCUGCCGGGAUUUUCCGGAUCUGGUUCUGCCUCACCUGGAUCUCCUGUGCGCGCACACCAUGCUGCUGCUGCAGGACGAGCGGCUCUCGCAGUUUGAGAAGUACGGCCUGCUGGAGGCGCAGGUCCUGAUCAGUAACCAGCUCAAGGACUACGAGCGGCAGCGGGGCUUCCUGGUGCAGAUGCUCGCACCGGCCAUAUCUGUCUGGAUGUCCGAGGAGCUGCAGAGAGCCGUAUCCAGUCCUGAUGACUUCAUUUCUUAUGUGGGAGCUGACGUCUUGAGAGGUGAGACGGAAGAUGACCAGAGCCCAUGUAAGGUGAACCGCAGCCAGCUCAGCUUCUGCCUGUACGCGUGGGAGGCGCUGCUCCGACGAGCGCGAUGGCCCGGUAACCCCGAACAGGCUAAAGCUGGAGGCUAUGUUGUGGGGUACUCCUCCUCUGGGACCCCGAUCUGCCGCAACCCCUGCAGUGAGGAAAUGGUGAAGAUUUUUGAGGGUCUGUUGAGCCUGGUGAGGACGUUCAACAAUUUAUACCUUCCGGAAAUCGUCCAGAAAAUGGGCGACUUCUAUGUGAAAUGCCUGGACAUGCUGGAGAUGGAGAAGAAGGGCAUUCUGGGGCUGCCGCAGCCGCUCCUGGAUGUGUACGAUGCUCCGGUGUACAAGAGCGCGCUGGAGAGAAUGCAGGGCUUCUUCUUCUCCAUCUUUGAAGGCUGUUGUCAGAUCCUGGGGAACAUUGGGCCGUCCUUGCUGCAGGAUUAUUACUCGAUACCAGGUUUGGCGGGCCGCCUCGUUAACUCAGUCUUCUGCAACCUCACCCACAUCCCGGACUUCCGCCUGCGCCCACUGUUGCGCUUCUUUGUGAAGCCACUGAUUGUCUCCUGUCCUCCUGACAAGUACGAGAGCCUCCUGGGGCCAAUCCUGGGGCCCCUCCUCAGCUUCCUGCACCAGAGGCUGUCGCAGAAGUGGCUGGCGAGUGAGGAGGAUUACUCCGAGCUGAACACCGAGACUACGGAGAUCCUGGAGGUGGAGCUGGUGCGGCUGCUGACCCGGGAGAUGGUGGACCUCAUCAUUGUCAGCUGUAUAGCCAAGAAGACGUCGGAGGCCUCGUCGGGCAACGCUGCGGGGGAGGAGGUGCGCAGUGCGGCUCCAGUAGACGCUGACGAUGAGGAAAUGAUGAGUGUGGACGCUGCGGCCGUCGGCUCUCUGGAACUGUCAGAUCUCGGGAAGUUCCUGAUGUCACUCGAGGAGGUGUCGACCACCCUGCUGAUCAGCGCAUACAGUCCGCUCGUAUGGAUGGACACGCCGGCCUGUCAGAAAGCUGCCUCCCAGCUGUGCUGGCCCCUUCUCAAACAGGUGCUCUCCACUUCUCUGCCCUCUGAAGCCGUCAUCUGUUUUUUCACCAAUGUUCUGCGCGGCCUCCAGAUCCACGGCCAGCACGAGGCCUGCAACUUGGCCCUGGCGACCCUGGCCUUCCAGAUCUACAGCACCCUGCGCCCUCAGGUCCCGGAGCUGGGGGUGGUGAUGGAGCAGGUCCCCAACAUCCAUGCUGAGUCCUUGAAGGGGUUUGACGCUCGUCUACGGUGUCCGGCGGAGAAAAAAGCAGAGAAGCGAAAGAAGGAACAUUUCAAGCGCCUCAUCGCUGGCUGCAUUGGGAAGCCGCUGGGGGAGCAGUUUCGGAAAGAAGUUCACAUCCGGAAUCUUCCGUCUCUCUUCCAGAAGAAGGCGCGGCCGGCGCUGGACGAGGACGCCGUCUUAGGAAGCUGCGCAGAGUCGCUCCCAGCGUUAUUCCAGCCGUGAGGCGAGGUCACAGCAGCAGGGGAGGUUCGGAGCACCUCGUACCUCGAAGUCCGUGUACACGAGGUCUCUGAUCCUUCUCAGGCUGCACAUUUAUCCUCCCCCCCCCCCUAUGGGGGUCCAAACAAUCCACUAAACAGACAUUCCUGGACUGACGCCGCUAGUGCUCUCUGUGGGCAGCACCUUCAGGCUGGCAAAUCAGAACAAUGGCCGCCUCUACAGCCCGGAAGGGACAGACCUAACACCAUCAUAUUGAUUCCACCGUCUGCGAGGAGGAGCUGAAAUGACGAGGACUUUAAUGAUCGACCUAAUGAACUUCUGCAAAACGACUACGCGUCCCAGCAUGCUUCACUACAGCGAGAGGAGGAACAAGGGCCCGUGGGGUUUCUUAAACAAGGUGGCGGCUGCUCUGAAGCGCCAUUACCGCUUUUUUAGUGGACGUCACUUAUUUAUUUUCUUCUAUGAUAGUUCCUCUUCUGUCCUGUGACGUCAGUAAAUGUUUGAU
Molecule: messenger RNA, 4160 nt
Organism: Bufo bufo (common toad)
Lineage: Eukaryota; Metazoa; Chordata; Amphibia; Anura; Bufonidae
Gene: XPO5
Product: exportin 5
Exons: 32
Coding region: 56-3658 (1200 amino acids)
Biological process (GO): RNA export from nucleus; protein export from nucleus
Cellular component (GO): cytoplasm; RNA nuclear export complex; nucleus
Molecular function (GO): RNA binding; nuclear export signal receptor activity; small GTPase binding
Source: RefSeq, a predicted model, not a curated record